GCCGCCCAUUCUACACCAGGUGUAGAAAUUGCUCAAAUUGCUCGACAUAACAGCUGUAGUGCUGAGGGCGAAGCCGAACGCAUCGACAUGCUUGGCGAAGCUGCGAAGUGCAGCUGAAGGCCACUUGGCAAGCAUGUCUGCUGCGAAGCCCCCACGUAAUCGCUAGUGCUGGACGCUGCACUGAUGGAGCUGCCGGCGGAACUUGACACGCUGCUCGGUGCAGGCAGCGUGUCCUUAGCCCCGGCCACCCUCUAGGCGCCGCAAGCGCGCCCCGCUGGCGCGCGGAGGCUGUUGUCGUGUUGAGGGUCAAGCUGUUGAGGGUCACCUGAGCCCCGACGCCUAUCGCGCGCUGCGCAAUUCGAUAAAAGCAUCCUGAUGCAUCUCGUUUUUUGAAUCUCAUAAAAUAUAUCAAAGUCUGUAGUUGUUUUACGCUGUCGCAGCCUGCGAUUCCUGAGCCCGUCCUUUGCCGGAAUUUUGCCCGAGUUUCGGUUGAGUUUCUCCUCACACGCAGCUUCCCAAACGGCACGCCCGCGACUAUGCACUCCCACUCCCGUGCCGCGCCAACCACCAGCCUCUGCCGUGCUCCGCCGUACUCUCUUGCAGCUUCCCACACGCGUGUGCGCUCAACUGCCCGCUCCCACUCGCACGCCUGCCGACAACCGCCAACGACCCGUGUGUGUCACUACAGUCAGGUGUACGACGACGGCGGCAGCAUGACGACGGCACGUGUGUGGUGGAGCCUGCUGCUGUACGGACACCCGCGGCCGUAAAUUCUGGCGGGCGGUUGGGACGCGUGGCGGGCGGGCGGCGGCGGGUCGGAGCUGUACGAGCCGUGCCCUCUAAAGCUCUCCACCACAUUUGAGGCGGAGCCGCAGCCCCAGUACCGGGCGAGUGUGGAAGAAUUCGUGGCGGCAGCGGAGCGGGGAAUAGCAGCAGCAGUAGCCGCAGGCCCCGGGACCGUUGCUAUCCUGCUACUGCCAGAGGGCGCGCGUCAAGCGGACGCUGGGCCGCUGCCAGCGGGGCUCCGGACCGUGGCCCUGUCAGAGCUCCUGCCGUCGGCGGGCUCUACUGUGGCGGGAGGGUUAGGAGAUGCGGGUGCCCGGCUGCUGGAGGAGGCGGCAGCAGUGGCGACGGCAACGGAGGGACAAAGGCGCGAGCGGCAGCGCGUGCUCAGGGCGAGGUUGGGCAGCGUGUUGGGGGUGACGGGGCUAGGCGAAGACAGCGGAGUGCGGCUGCUUCUGGCGUCGCCCCACGACGCAUCUUUGAGCGCGUGCGUUGUGGCAGCGGUGCUGCGGGCAGCAGGCCACAGCGAAUGGGCAGUGUGCGAUUCUUUGUAGCACCUCUUUCAGGUCGCCUUGGGUGGAUGGAAAGAACCUUAAGGCCAUCGAAGGGUCGCCAUCCGUGCUGUAAUGGGCCGCAUGC
Molecule: messenger RNA, 1422 nt
Organism: Chlamydomonas reinhardtii
Lineage: Eukaryota; Viridiplantae; Chlorophyta; Chlorophyceae; Chlamydomonadales; Chlamydomonadaceae
Exons: 4
Coding region: 537-770 (77 amino acids)
Source: RefSeq, a predicted model, not a curated record